Molecule: messenger RNA, 17996 nt
Organism: Blepharisma stoltei
Lineage: Eukaryota; Ciliophora; Heterotrichea; Heterotrichida; Blepharismidae
Source: the annotation of a GenBank genome assembly
AUGGGUAACGCAGCCACCAGCAUAGCAACUCGUGUGUCAGGUCUAACUUCUGAAGCUCUAGAAAAAGAGCUCAAGGGAGAUCUGAGCAUUCUUGGUGACCAAAAACUGUUUUUCAAUCAUAGCGCUCUAUUAACUCGAGGAGACCUCAAUAAUUAUCAGGUCCCAGGCUCAUCAUCAUCUGCCUCAGCCAAGCUUGAAGACCUGAACUACAUAAAUGAAGAGCAAAUGCUGUGCAGCAUGGAAGACAAAAGCUUUAUAAAAGAAAGGCACACAAAAGUCGUCCAAGGUUUACUGAAUGAAAUCGACUUACGUAAAGGGGAAGACUCAAGCUCAGUUGAGAUGACAAAAAAACUUCAAUACCUGAGCAAAACUUAUGAAGCUCUUCUUAGAAUGGAUGAGCGUGAAAAAAGAAAAUCAAAGCCAGGAGCUUCAAAAACUAAAGAAACCCUCAACCCAAUUGCCAAAUCAGGGUUAUCUUUUGGUCUGUCUUCAUUGUUUGGGAUAAUUAAGGUUUUAGGCUCUGAUAAGCCUGAGCUUUAUAAGAUUAUCAUAGAAGCUGCUUCAAGUAUAUAGCGCUUUCCCGAGGAUGGCGCGGAAUGGCGCCAUCCCUCGGGAAAGCAGGAAGGCAUCCACACGGGAACUGGGAGUUCCACGUGUGGAUGCCAUUUUGACAUGUGGAAGUUUUGGAUCCCACAUGUCAAAAAUGGCAUCCACACGUGGAACUCCCAGUUCCCGUGUGGAUGCUUAGUUGACUUUCUCGAGGAUGGCGCCAUUCCGCGCCAUCCUCGGGAAAGCGCUAUAGUUUCUGACUUAAGCCCAAUGGCACUUAAUGAUAACGACCCUUCGAUCUCUCAAGUAGUUUCAUCAGUUCUUGCAUUUUUCAACUCAAUGCUAAGAAGAGAGCUCCCAAAUAUCCAAGAAGAAGACAUAAAUGCCUGCUAUUCAAUUCUUUUUGGGCUUUAUGUCGCUACAGGGAAUUUGUGUACAGCCUUAGCAUUAGCUUUAACAUUUGCCAAUUUUGACCCAAGUCAAGAUCAUUCUCCAAUUUAUAAACAAAUUUUCCCUAUGCUAGCGAACUUUAAGGACCUUACGAAGCUAAAAAUAAGUGGCUCUUUUGCUUGGGAGACUGAAAAGAAAGGGAAAGGCUUACUCCCCAUCGGCUGUUAGCAAAAACAUAAUUCGAAAAUUCGCAUUUUUUAUGAGCAUAAUACCCCUUUAUUUAAUGAAUAAAAAAGUUUAUUAUAAUUUUUGUCCAAGCUAUAUCGUGAAUAUAUAAUUAGGAUUAAAAUAAAAUCUCAAACAAAUUAUAUGAAUACACCACCACCGUAAAACAUAAAUUUAAUAUCAAAUAAUUACAAAUUUAAAUCUUUAAAAAACAAAUUUAAUAUUUUUUCAAAUUAGCAAGCUGGAAUUUUUGGACAUUAGCCAAGUGGAAAAAGUUAGAAAUCAGAAGCGACGAGCCAGAUGUAUUAGUCAGAACAAUCACUGAUGGCUGGGGAGCUAAUCUUUCAGCAGAAGCUUGGACAGAAGGGGUUCACUAUGUUGAGAUGCUUUGGACUGAAGGUCAAACUGACUAUGUUUACUAUGGAGUUUGUAAUGGAAAUUAUCCAAACCUUGACACGACCCCUGAAGAGCAAUCGUUUGCUCUCUCUUAUAAACCUGCCGGAGGUAUCUUUAAAGCUGGAAAUGAAUUGUACGCCUUCGAAAAAUAUCAAGUCGGUGAAAAAGUUGGACUUCUGCUAGAUAUGGAUGAGCGCUCAGUUCUUUUCUUCCAUAACGGAAAAGAAGAUCCCAAAGGACCUAUUCGAGAACUUCCUGAAAGUAUGAAACUAUUUAUGUGUCUUGGAGGAAUCAGCAAACACAAAAUCGUCUAUAAUCCCGAAGAUAUGCCUGCAAUGGCUCGCAUAAAAGUUGAUAAUUAUUUGAAAAAAUUUAAAGUAGAAGUGAAUCUUGAAGAUUUAAACGUGAUUGAAAGGGCUAUCACAACUGGAGAAAUGGCUGAUGACUAUCUCCAAAUGAAGCCUAUUGAGCUCACACACUAUAUUCUUAAAUCAUUUGAUGCCUUAAAUGACGGUAUCAUAGAAAAAUUAGAAAAUAAAGAGAAAAAGGUGAAUGUUGAAAAAAGAAUGGGGCUUUCCCUUGACAUCAAGAAUGAAACUGUCGAAAUUUUAGAAAAACUGGCUUUGACUUGCAUUGAAAAAAUUCACUCAGAAAAUGUUGAAAGAGAAUCGAAAGAAAUUUAUUCAGAAAUGCUCGUUUAUGUGCUAAAACUCACCAGAUCUCACUUAAUUGGGUCGGACAUGAUCCCAAAUGCAACUUUAGAAAGACAGCUAAGGACAAGAAUUAUGAAAAACACUAUGGAUCUAAUAAAUAGCAUGCCAGGGUCCAAGGCUUGUGAAGAAGCCACCAAAAUUGUGACAUCAUGCUUUUCUGUCUUUUAUAAGGAUCCGCAGGAGAAAUUGUCCUAUUUAUUAGAUAGACUUAAAGAUCAAAUGGACGGAGUUGAGAUAUCAGGUAUCUUUAAAGAGCUUGAAGAUAGAAUUUUCCUUGAAAUGGCUCGACCUGACAAACUUUUCCCAGCCUUAGAGCUUAUUAAUGACGAGUCUCAGCAUUUAGUUGAAACUUAUUUCAAGUACUUGAUUGAGCUUUCUUCAGAAAUUUCCAAGAAGCUUGUGAGGGGAGAAGAGACAUCUGUUGGAAUCUUGAAACUUCUUGAAACAAGUCAAAUUGCUUUAUUCGGUCAAGCUGCUAAAUCUAACUUCAAAGGAAAAUGGCAAGAAAUCUUAAUGAACUACUCAUUAAGUGUUUUCCAGAACUGUGAAGAAGUCCUUCAUAUUGUGAAAGCAAAAGAAAAAGGGUCUUCAUUGUCAGAUGCACUCACAAACACUAUACGAAAAACCAUCCUUGCAGAUUUAUUAGAAACUCUUCUUUACAUGUUGUCUUUAACCAGAAUGAGCCUUGAUUUCUUGGCAAAAAUUUUGCCAGUUUUGCAGAGCAUCACAACAUCUCUACAACACUUUGACCCAAAGCCAAAAAUCUUAAAUAAAGGUUGGGCUCUAGCUGCAGGAGAUGCUUAUGAAAGUAGUCACAAUUACGAUAACAGUCUUGAUAUUACCCACACUGUAAAGAUCAAUGGAGCAAGAAAAUAUUAUUUGGUCUUUGACCCUCAAUGCAAAACCGAGAAGAAUUGCGAUUAUUUAGAGCUUUGGAAAGAUGAUAAAAAAGAAGAAAAGCUCUUCAGAUGGGACGGAGACGAUUUUCCAAAGAAUGGGGAAAGAGUUGAAGUAAAUACCCCAUAUUUGUUCUUCACAUUCCACUCUGAUGGUUCAGUCAACUAUUGGGGCUGGAAAAUUGAUAUUUUCGGAGAAAUUCAGGCUGAUUAUUAUGCUAAACAAUGGCCAGAUACCACAAAAGACGCAGCAGGGAUUAUGGUUGGGUUUAUCAGCGUAAAAUUGAUUUCAGGAGAAUUUGAGACAACACCAGAAGAUGAAAAAGUGAAAGCUUUGCUUCAAAACCCUCUGCUUAAAUACGGAAUUUCUGAUAAGACUUUGUCACUUGUUAAACCUCAAAACCCUAUCCCAGAAAGUCUGAUCACCCUUACCCAAGUGCCAGGAAUUGGAGAAAAAGUUAAGCCUAAGAUGUUGAAUCAGUUUAUUAGAAGCGAUCCUACUAAAAAGCUGGUAUGCAAUAAUAAAUCAGAGCUGACAUUGCAAGAGUAUAUUGACUCUUUUGGAAAAUGGGGAGAUGCAAAGUAUUCUGACAAUCAGUUUAUCAACGAUUUCAUUGAAGGGAAUAGCGAAAUUGUAAGAGAUUGGAAUACCCUGAAAAGUUUGAGCGGAGUUAGCGAAGAAGAUUCAGCAAUUGGAGGACCAGAUUUUGAUAAAGCAGAAAGAGCCAUUUUCGCUGUUUAUGUAGCUUUCUUUGAAUUUGCUGAGACUUUCAAAAACCUUCUUCAAGAUCCUACAAGUGUUGGAUCUACAGUCAAAUACCUCGUAAAAGAUGCAGUCAAAUAUAGAAAAUGGGCUGAUAAGUACAUCCAAAAAUCGAAAGAAACUGUAUCCAUGACCUUUGAAGAAGUUUCUAAUCUCCUCCUAAUAGUUAGAAAAAACCUGAUUUUUAUGAAAAUUAGAAUCCCUCAUUAUCAAGCAAAGAAUUUUAAUUUAAAAUAUUGUUAAGAUAUAUUGAUGUAUAAUUAAUUAUUAUUAUUAUUAUUAUUAUUAUUGUUAUUAUUAUUAUAAUAUAAUAAUAAUAAUGAGAUAUGCUAAUUCUAUAAAUUUUAAAAAAUGCAUUAUAAAAUAUAACAGUUUUAAUUAUUCUAGUCAAUCUUUAAAAUUAAAUAAAUUAUAAUGAGAAAAAAUUCUUACUCCCUAUCCGUGAGUUAACAAAAAAAUUUUUUCACUCACGUAAGGGGUUAAUUUUUUUUUUAAUAUAAAUUUUAUAGAAAGUUUUUUCAAAAAAAAUCCUAAUUUACGGAAAUUGGAAGCAAAUAUUAAUUUAAUUUGUAAAAUUUAUCUUUUAAAACGCAAUUUGUUUAAAAGUAAACAGAACUAGUUCGAGAUUUCAUUAUAUUAAUUAUCACUUAUAUAUGAAUUUUUGCUCACUAUUUUUUGGGCAAAAGAAUAGGGAUUUUUCCAAUGGUUUUGUUCACUCACGGAGGGGGGGAGCUAGAUGCGAGACUGGAGACAGAGUAAAAGAUGUUGUAGUUAAAUGCGCUCUGUUAAUCAAUUCGCAGCAUAAUCAAGGAUUAAAUGAGCUUGGGAUUACUAAAAUAAUGAAACAUUUGGUAACAACUGUAGUCGGAGAAGCCAGCAUUCCUAAAAUGAAAAAAAAAGAAAGCAAAUGGAAGCAAGUCAAAGGAGGAGUUUCAGCAGCUUCAAGCUUAGUUGCUAUGCUAGGAAGGACUGAAAGUGAAGACGAAAGCCACUCAGAAGACGUUAAAGAAAUCAAAAAAAUAUCUGAACUUAUUCUUUCUUUACUCGAAACUCCAGCUUCAGCUGAAAAAAUUGUAGACACCAUUGAGAAAAGAAGAGUGAAAGCUAUGGCAAGAGCUCUUGGACUUUCUAGCUUAGGAAACUUAAUGAGCUUAUCAUUUAGAAAAGAAACUUCACUAAUAAGAUCCUUUGUUGACUCUUUGAAGCAAAACAAUGUAAAAUUCCAUUAUUGGGAUAGUGUUGAAGGAAUUGAUUCAAACCUAUUAAAGUGCAUCCAAAAGUCAUUUUAUAACAUCUAUGGAUACUUGCAGAGGGAGCUGCUCAAAUCAAAAACAGAAGCCAUCGAAAGACCUUUCUUCUCCCAUUACUUGACUGUUUUAGAUGCAUUAUGCUUCCCAUUAAAAGAGUCUGAUAAUCUUAUGAUAGUAGAACAACAAUUCCCACUUAUCAUUUCUCUUUUAUUGAAUUGGUCUAAAGGCUAUAUAGGAGAAGAAGUUGAGACCAAAUCAUUCCUUUUGGAUCAGUGCAUUACAGGAUUCAAAAUCUUGGUAGAAGCUGAUAUCUCUGACGAUGUUGAUAAAAUUCUCUUAGAAGCCAGAGAAGGAGAAGGCCAGAAUCUCUAUUUAAUUAUUGAGCAUAAAGGAGCACUUCCUGUUGUCGAUUUCCAAGUCACAUCUGAAGAAAUUGAAGGAUAUGAAAAUUUAGGCCAGUUCACUCAGAAUGGAGAAUCCAAACAUAUUUUCAUCAAAAAGAGCGAACCAAGUGCAAAGAGCCAAUUUCUGGUCAGUAUCCAGGAGAACCUUGAAUGUGAGUACAGGCCUUAUUGUGAUCUAUUAGGUGAGGAAUCAGAAGAUGAAAAGCAAUUAAGAGAAAGCCUUAAAGAUAGAUUAUGCAGAACAGCAUGGGCUGCUUAUAAGCUUUUAGUAUUUAGUGCAGUGGGAAAUGUAAGCCAAAGUAAUUCAGUUGUCAAACAGACUGUCCAAGAUCUGUUUUUGAAUUCAAUUUUUAAUGAAUUAAAGUGGGAUCAAUCGCUAUUGGAAUUGGGCUACUCAGGUCUAAAACUUAAUGUAGCAGUUUCAGGGGAGUUGUGGGUAAAUAAAAUGAACGCUAUCAAAGCUUUUAAAAAGAAUCCAAUGCAAGAAUGGGUCAGGCAGUUUAAUAAAGAGACUGAAAAACUAGGAGAAUCCAUGUUGAAGGAAACGAUUAACGAUUUAAUCGCCAAAGCUGAUCCUGCAAUGAAAGGAGUUUUAACUCCUGCUGAAAUUUCGAAACUUGAUCCUGAGAUCUCAGAACUCCUUUCAAGCCAAGAUGCUUACAAAAAUUCUAAAGGAAAUUUCGAUUUCUUUAAAUAUAUCAACUCGGUCUAUGCUAUUAAAAAUACACUUUCUAAAGAAGAUCAGUAUUAUAUUGAACAUUCUAAGAUCUGGACUCAAAUACCAGAAGAUUUCGAGCAAGCAGCUUUAUCUUAUGAUUUCUGUAAUCUUGAAACCAUAUAUAAAAAUAUUGUUUCAAGGUUCAAUCCUAAACAUCAAGGAAAAUCUUUCCAACAAUUAAUUGAUCUUUUCGAGUUAACAGAAACAAAAGGCAUCGUGCAAAGUGACAAAGUUCAAGAAGAUUGCCCAGCAGAAUUCAAAAACGAAGAAGGCAAUUUAGAUUUGUAUGUAGCAAUGCAUGCAAUAGCCAAAGACCAGAACAAGUUUUUCGAUUAUUAUCAUGAGCUGAAGUGGGCUCUUCUCCAGUAUGAUGAUCUUCCUAAUAGCUGUUUAGAAGUAUAUAAAGAAAAAAAAUCUGCAAGUGAAUAUAUGACUUCUCUAUUGUGGACAAUUUAUGGGUGCCUCGGAUCGAGUACAAUAGUGAGCCUCUUAGCUCGUGAAGAAUAUCUUGCAGAGCUCCUUAAAAUUACUUUCCUGAGCAGCGCAGAAAGCAACUUUGCCCUUGGGUCUCGCAUCCUCAAAGCAAUUCUCCCAUCUCAGCACUCACCCCAAACACUAGGUGCAAUCUGGACUACUCUUCCUCACUUUAACUCUGAAAGCACAAGCACUGACUUUGUCCAAUUUUUGCUUAAAAGAAUUGGGAAAAUGACUUAUUGGUAUGGCUUCAGAGAUGCAAAAAGCAAACUUUUCAGAUGUGGCUAUGAAGCACUUGUGCUUUUGAAAGAACUCAUGAACAUAGAAAGAUGGAGAGGCGAGGUACUCACCACAAUUAUGAAAUCUUUGAACGAUGCUUGCCAAAACUUAAGGGAUGGAAAAGCACUUCCUAUGUAUCAAGUUGGAGCAAUCGAAGCUUUAGCAAUUUUAUCGAAGCAGGUUGAUAUUUUUGGAAAUGAUCCAAUUGAGUUGGCUGAAGCAAAACUAAUUAAUUCUAAGAUGACAAGAUGCAUCAUAAGAGCAAUUGAUGGGGACACAGUAAAUAUUUAUUCUCCUGUCACUGAUGAGACAGUGUCAGUUAAUACAGAGUCCAUUGCUUAUUUAAGGACGAUCAACAACUUUAAUGCCAUGAAAAUACUUAGCCAAGAUGAACUGCAGAGCAUUAAAGACUCGGCUAUCAAUUUGUGGUUUGCUCUAAUUGAAUCAGAAUUUUUGCGUUUCAAUAUGAAAUCUGAGAGAACUGCUUCGUUCAGAACCCUUUAUGCUCACUUAAUUCCUCAUUUAAAUAAAUAAUUUAUUUUGCUAUUUGUAGUAAAUUUUUUUAGUGACAUCUCAAAGCAUUUUAAAAUUAAUAAUACUGAAAAGUCAUUGAUCAGAGGGAGAAAUAGAAAACGUUAUUGUCAAUGCAAUUACACUUAUCUUAAAAAAGAAAGAGAUUAGCGACGAAGAAGGGGCAGACUUAUUAAGAUCUAUCAUGAAGCAUGCUAAAGCUGAAACUAGAGUCUUAGGAAAUAAAGAAAAGCAGCUGCUUAUUAAACAAAUUCUAACUCCCUAGUGGGAGAGCGAAAAAAUUUGCUUGGGGGUAAAAUGUUUUAAAAAUUUAUAGUAAAAUAUAAACUUUAAAAGUAAAUUUAUUUGUAAAAUUUAUGCUUAGAAUGCAAGCUGUUUAAAAUCUAAGAAGUAAUUUGAUAUUUAUCAUAAUUUAUCACUUCUAUAUUUACAAAACAUUAUAUUAUAAAAAUUUGUUGUUCUCUCUAACUCCCCCCCCUCCAUCCUUGAUCGAACGACUCGCCAUCGUUUGAUCAAGGAUGGGGGUUAAAAAAAUUGUUGGGGAAAAAAAUGAUAUAUAUAGAAAAUAAAAAAAAUAUUUUAUUUUAAUACUUUUAGAUAAGAGGGUUAAGAGUAUUUAAUAAUUAUUUUUACAACAAAAAAUCGAAUUAAUUUCAUAAGAAUAUCAACUUUUAAUAUUUUGAUUUAUUAGUUACCCUUUUAAACUGUAUAAAUUUUGAUUGUUCUUUAUUGAAUUAAAUUUUUUUUGUUUUUUUAAUUUUAGAAAAUCUCUAUUUUUUAGAUUAUUGAGUUUUUAAGCCUAGAUUGAUGACUAAAUCACUUCGAAUGGUUGAUUUCGUAGCCUUCUGUCGUCUCAAAGCUUCUGAAAACAACUUCAUUAGGCAAAUUUCCCAAGCUUUGAUAACUAAUAUAUUUUUAUAUAUAUAAAAAUUUGCAUGAUAUGAAAAUCGUUCGAUCAAGGAUGGGGGUUAAUUUCCCCAAUUUUUAGGAAUUUUUACAGUCAAUCGUUCGAUCAGUAUUGGGGGGGAGUAAGAAUUAUUUUCGUUCCACAAAAUAUAGGGAUUUUAAUGUUUUUAGGAGAGAGUAAAGACAAUCGCAGAAAAAUACAUUUAUGACGACUUUACAGAUGAAGAAAUAAUGGAAAUGUUUUCGAAUGCUAGCGAUAAAACCAAAUACCUAAUUGAAGAACUGACAAAAGAAAAUAUUCUGACAAUGAUCAUCGCUAAGUGUCUUGACAAAGGAAUCAAGGAUAAAAAUGGGAUUUUAGAAUUUGCUGGAAAAGUAGAAGAGCCAAAAUCAACCCUAUUAUUCAAGCUUCAGCAAAUUGAAUCUAUAGAACUUGAAACAUCUGAUAUCGCUGGAUAUGCUGAUAUUUACCAAAAUUCAAGUAGCCAAUUCGUGAUAGAAAAUAGUAACUUCACAACAUCAAGAAAAGAAAUAACGACAGUUCCUGACUUGUCUGUAUUCAGAAACACAACACAGUUUGUAGAGUCUUUGACUAUUCUAGCGCAGUUAGAAGGUAUUCACUAUCAAAAUCAGUUGUCAUAUGGUCUCAAGCUUGGAGGAGUGGAUAUAGGAAUUAGCACAAGCUCUGGAUCGCCAAGCUUUGAAGUCAAUGGCAGUGUUGUCUGUCCUGCCAAACUUGGUGAGGUAUUAGCUGUUAGGGUUUAUUUAAAUCCAAAUGGAGAAAUCAGAAUAAUUAAUGAAAACACCAAAGAAACCAUUGAUCUCCAGGAUACAACUACAUUUAAUGGCCUUCAAAUGGGAGCUUAUGGACUUUAUAUGGAAGCUGGCACAAGAGCUUCAUUGUUAACUUUCGAAGUAUAUGACGGUAAAAAUACAAAGGCUACACCAACAAAAGUUAAUAAAUCCAAAGAAGCUGAGACUUAUAAAACAAUCAAAGUCACUCAAAAAUCUGACAACUAUGAUAGGCUAAGACUAAAACUUUUAGGCUUGACUGAAGACCAAAUAACUCAAGCACUAUCAUCAGACAGAGACUUAAGGUCUAGCUUAGACUACGUUUCUCAGAAUUUCCCGAACGCUUUCCAAAAUACCAUUAGCUCUCUAAACCAAGAUGUUAUCACUGAGCUAAAACUGGUUAAAACAAUUCGUGAAGUCCCUAAUGGAUUUACAGCAGUUCCUAUCUAUGAAGAUGGCAAGCAGAAAGAGUUCAAUAUUCCAAAGAGAAUGAUUUUAUGUGCUAAAAAAGAGCAGGUUACUACUGGAAGUGGGUACUCAAGCAUUGCUCUAGGCACAGAAGCUAAAGACCAUAUAGAUUUAGGGAACUUUGACCCUGAAGACCAAGCAAGUGACUCUUUAACUCACAUCUGGGUAAAGCAAGGAGAAAUAGAAAAAUCCUGUAUAAAAGAUAUCAUUUUCAUCAAAUCUUCUUCAAUGUACAACGUAAAAGUGCCAUUUGGCUAUAAGAUAAUUAAAGAUGAGGAAGGCAACGCGAUAAAUCUUGGCCAUAACUUAGGAAAGAAAUCAGUCUUAUUUUUAGCUGCAAAGAUAAGUGAUACUGCUUUGAACUGCGCGCUUACACCAUUCAAGAAGAUGAUCUUAGCUAAAAUGCCACUAUGCGGAUUACUAGAAACUGCAGAAAACAACGAAACAAAAGUUAAAGACGACGCUUUUGAUGCUCUGUCUAUUCAAGAGCUCUUCAGUCACUAUUAUAAGUUUAUGGAUUCCUCAAAGCAAGUUUCAUAUAAAAAUCUUGCUCUAAUGCUCAUCAAAAAAUGCCCAACCUCUAUUGUAACAAUAAUAUGCAAAAAUUGUGGUAGGCAUUGUAGCAUGAGUCUUUAUGUAUACCUGGCUUAUUUUUAGUCAUAAAUUAGCCCAUCUAUAAUCAAUAGUUUCAAAGUGACUGAUUUUCGCUGACAUUAGUCUUAAAAAAUAUGGAAGAGCAAUUUUUAUUUGGCGUUAAUUAUCAAUAGCGUGAGUUAGAAAUAGAGGAGGCCAGCUUAUUCAAAAUUUGACUUACGACAUUCAUCUACCAAGAAACUGGGUUUUGGUCUGGUCUCGAGACGAUAUGGUCUGCCGACUUGUGGGCUAUGCAUUAGAGGAAAAGGGACUAUAGAUUUCACUAAUAAUCUAAUCUAAACUAUUGCAACAAUAGCUCUGGAAUUCAGUAUCACCAAAUUAUUCGAUUUCUUACUCUAAAUAGAUCUGCGAAAUCAUUGAAGAUAUUAUAUAUCCUGGGAAUAUAAAAUAAAUUGUUUAUUAUAAUUUUAUAUCAAAUCAUGAGUAUUAUGAAAAUCUCGAGCCAAUUAUUAUAUUUUAAAUAGCUCAAAAUCCAAAAAUAAUUUUUACUUUAACUUUAAAAUUUAGUAUUUUGAAAAAAAUUUAUAUAAAAUAUAAAAUUAAAAAAAUCGUUUCUUUAACAGUAAAAUCGCUUGCUUACUUUUGUAGGAGGAAUUUAGGAAGCUCUAUCAAUAAAAUUGCUAAAAAGAUUGAUACUUUACUAUCCCAGGACAAUCCGAAAUUCAAGGACAAGCUUUUCAAGGACUGUCUAGAAAGGAUGCUUACUCCUUUUGCAAGCCAUCAAAAAAAAUCUAUAUUUUAGGAGACAGACUGCAUAGCAAAAAUAUUUGAUAUAAAUAAUAAUUAACGAUUACAAUAAUGAGAAUCACUAUGUAUUUCUUUUAAACUUAAACAGCUUGUGUCCUAAAACAUUAAUAUUAUGAAUUAAAUAAGAUUUUAUUUCGAUUUGGCUAUUUUUAUUUUAAUAGAAAAAAUUAAAUCACUGGUUAGCAGCAAGUUUUUUGGCUUACUAAUUAAGGAUGGAAAUUAGAUGUUUGAUAUAUACAGAAAAAUCAGGAGCAUCAUUGUCUUCUUUGACAAUUGAAAGUCCAACCCACCCAUAUGAUAAUAACAUGGAUUUAGAUCAAGAAAUCAGAAUUCCUGGAGCUAAAAAACUCAAAUUUGUGUUUGAUCCACAAUGUAAGACUGAAAGUGGUUGUGAUCCUUUAAGAUUCUACAAGAAUCCAGGCAGAGUUGAUGAAAUCAAAUGCAUUUCAGGAGAAGGAGAAACAAACUGGGCUCAAUUUGAAGUAGAUGGAGAAGUUGUUUAUACAUAUUUCCACUCUGAUGGAUCAGUUAACUAUUGGGGAUAUAAGUUUGAAGUGAUUCCUGAAGGCUCAAGUUCUGUAGUCGCAGAACAUCCUUGGCCUGCUAUGUGGGUGCUAAAUAAGAUUUCAAGCAUGAACCCAAUACCUAAAGAAUUUAUGGAAAUAACGCACCCUAGGUGUGUCCAGCCUAUUUUCUUGCAUUCUCUUUCAGCAAACAAUUUAGAAUUGAAGCUUGACUCUGUAAGAAUUUUGAAUAAGAUCAUAAGAGAUCAGAAAGGCCCAUUGUUCAAAAAUAUACUUAACAUCUUGAUUGCUCAAGCAAAUGAGCUUCAUAAUGUUGUGAGCUCUAAUAAAGCAGAAAAUAGUUUGAUGCAAGCAACUGCAAGGCUCUUAGAAGAUGCUUCACAUAAAUUCCAACUUACUGGAGAGGAGCUUUGGUUUAUGGAAUUUUGUGAGCUUGUUUCUGAUAUUAAAGGUCUAACUCCCCAAGCUAUUAGCGAUAUGCCCAUAAACUUCUUACUCUCUCUUUAAAUUGGAAUACAUAUUAGUAAAAUUAAACAUGUUCAUAAUUUAUAUAAUAACUUUGAUACCCAAUGUAAAUUUACCUAUAAUGUGAUCAAUUUUAACAAAUAAGAAUAAUAUGUAAACCAAGCUACUAUAGUUGUUGAGGCUUAGAGCACCAGUACACUAGUAUUUAUUUGUAACUGAUAGCCUUUUACUAUUCAGAAGACUACCAGAAUAAAUAUGGGAUUUUCCCAUGUUUUGGCCUUGAUUUCCCACUAGUAAAAUUUUUUGGCUUGAUAUAACCAUAUGGUACUGGUCGAACCAAAAAUUUUUCCAGUGGGAAAAUCAAGGCUAAAACAGCGCCAUCCACAGGAAAUUGCAAUAAUUAAUCAGUGCAUUUAUGCAUAAAAAAUUACAACAGAUUGCGCUUUAAAUUGAAAUAAUUUUUAUAAAAAAUUUUAUUAAAACACUAAAGUUAUUUAUAUAAUUUUUAUUGUUCAAAAACAAUUUAAUUUUAUAUAUUUUGUUUAACUUUAAAGGAGGAAGUUAGCCAGCCUCCAAUACUGAAAUAAUAUUUUUUAAAAUUGAAACUAUAAUUGAUCAGCAUUUUCAGCAAUUUUAAAAAAAAAUAUUGUGAUAUAGUUCCUAUGUCCCCAACUUAUUUAAAAAUAUUUAAAUAAGUUAUAUCCUUAUUGAUGGCAAUAAAAAUAAUUCAAAUUGUGUUGGAUAAGCGAAAAAGAUGGACUGUUAGAAACUUUCUUAUUCGAAUCAUUCAAGAAGAACGUUACUUGUAAUCUCGGAAGAACUUAUGAGUCCAAACAUCCUUAUAUUAGACAAACCACAAAAGAAUUCAUCCAAAUUCCUGGUGCUUCUUUUAUUAGUAUCGUCUUCGAUUCAAAUUCAAAUCUUGACCCAAGAGAUACAGCUGUUUUCAGCUAUGAUGAAUUUGGUAAGAAAUUAGUUGAAGAAAAGAAAAUUGAAGCUAUAAUCAGCGAAGCGAGAUGGAGAGAAGAACCUUGUGGAAGCAAAGUCACUUUUUCAGAAGAAAAUUCACAAGUUACCAGAGUCAAGGGAAGUGGAUGGGGCAACGCAAUUUGGUCUGAAGACUACUCAGAUGGUAGAAAUUAAAAUUACGUUGAGCCAAUCUAUCCUCUUAAAACCUGCAGAUAAACGACUCAAAGAGGAGUAGAACUGAGAGAGACGGAGGUAAGUGGCUGAAUUAAAAAAUACCUUGAGGUACCAUAGGAAAUUGUUUAUAAUUAACUAAAAAUACUCUGACGGUACAGUUAGUAUCAAAUUCAAGAUAGAAUCUGAUGGAGACUCUGAUUAUUGGUACAUUGGAGUUUAUAGGACUGCAAAGGAUGUCCAAAACUAUGACCUAAAUGAGUACAUAGGAUGCGACUGUCCUCAUGAUGUCUGGAGUUGGAAAAAAACUGGAGAAGUUCACAAGAAAGGAUGGUUCAAAGGUGGGUUCGAAGGAUUUAAGGAGGGAGAUGAAAUCACAAUGUUUAUUGAUAUGAACUUAAGAGAACUGACUUUCUUUAAUGGAGCUCUUGAGGUCUUCAAGUUCACGGGGAUUGCUUCUUCAGUCACCCCAGUGAUCUGCUUUGGCUCUUUAAAUCAAGUCAUUACUGUGCUCAGUGUUGAAAGAAUGGCUGGGUCCAAACCUCUUUCUGAAAGAAACUUGGAUAUUAUAGGAGACUCAGUCUAUUAUUGGAUCCCAGUUCAUAAAACUGCUAUAUCUUCUAUACGUGUAUAGUUCGCUGAAAAUAGAAUAGUUUAAAUAAUAGUCUUUCAUUAUUAUCAAAUCUUCUUGAAAUGGUAUAAUAUUAAGCAUGUAUGGGACAGCAAUCAGAACGGAGCUGCACUCAACGCGAAUAAAACGACUGUCACAAAGUCAACAAGUGAUAAAACUUACCAUGAAACUGAAGCUGAAAUGAGAAACGGCAAAUACUACAUCGAAGUCUCUGUUGAAUCCAAAGGAUAUGUAGGCGUUGGCUUUACCAAGAAGAGCUUGAUCAAUGAGAACACUAUUGAAGGAAGUGAGCAAACUGUAAUUUAUUAUAGUAAUGGAAAACUUGGCACUGCUGACAGUGCCAGCUAUGACCAAAACGACGUCAUUGGGAGCUAUAUCGAUUUUGAUAAAAACGAAAUCGCGUUUUAUAAGAAUGAAAAAUUGCUAGACACUGUCCAAGUGGCUCUUAAUAUCGAAGACUCAGAAGAUUGUUUCAAAUUCAUUGCUGUCUUAUCAGAAGAAAACCAAAGCUUAGCAAUCAAUAAUUCAGGAAAAUAUCCUGCAGGUGUUGAUCUCAUGAAAAUCGACUCUGAACAAGAAACUGAAUUAUGGGGCUAUCAAUUCUCCUUAACACCUAAUUUCAAAGGAAGAAACACUAAACUCAUUGAUUCCUAUUUGAGUUUUGCAUCAGCUGGCGACAGAGAAAAUUGGAGAGAAAACUAUAAGCCUACCUAUUCCAAAUUUUUCAAAGAUGGCAUAGCACAGCAAUUUAUUGAAUUCAUGAAUGGCUACCUAGACGCCAAUUCAAUCAAGUACAUAAAUAAAUUUAAUCGUUUAUGUCUUCUGUUUAACGUCCGCUACCACAUCGCUACACAGGCUUCCAUCCCUGCUUUGAAGUUCCCAAUAUAUCAUAGCGUCGUGUAUCACCUUCUUCAUCUCUGGAUAGUCACUCGAUAUCCGAGCGUUCGGAUUUCUGACGCCUCUCUUCCAGCUCUCAGGCUUGAACAUAGUCUCAUGCACAGAAAUUUCAAGAAAUGAAAUUUCUGGCUGACUGUCGGCAAAGUGUCCAACUAAGAGCCAAAAACAUAACUCUUGGUUUCAGCCUAGGUAGUUACCUGAAUGGUCAAAAGAUACUGCUGGGCUGCCCAUUCCAAACUCUAAGCCUUUCCUUUACCACAAGGUAAAAUUCAAACUGGAAAAAGACUUGGAUUAGGCUCCGUUCACUGCCUGAAUUACUCAUCAGAUACUGUUGCCCAUUUCUGAAUUCAAGAUAUAAUUAGAUAUGUGCUUGAGGCUGUAUGGCUGGGAGCCCAUUCCUUGAGACGCCAAUUUCAAUUAGUUUCGAUAGUAUGCUGAGCAAUAAUGCAUUGUGUAUUUCUCCAGAAGAGUUAAUCUAUUAUCCAGACUUACAAAAAUUAUCAGAGGCAGAGCUAUUUAACUUGAAAGAAAUUUUGUUUAACUUCUGCUCAAGAUUCCAAAAUUACUUCUAUCUGUUUGAUUUGCACACUGAAGCAGAUGAGCCAGAAAACUCUCUCAUGAAAUUUAUUAAGAAGGCCAAGUAUUAUUUGUUAUCAAGAUUCAAGAAGGAAAGAUUGGAAAACCAUCUUGAUGGGACUAAAACUGAAUGCAGAAUUGACAUUACUAUCGAUAAAGCUAAAGCACAAGAAAUAAAAGCUAAAGGGGAAGUUGAUCAUUCUGCAACUGCUUCAAUGUUUAGUCAAAUAAGCAGAGCCUUGGGAGCGGCAGCAAAUAAAACUCUUACUCCCCACCCCUUUAAAUUGGAACAAAAUAUAGGUAAAAUUUCCCACUUUUUUGGUAAUUAAUCCCCUUUAAAUUGGAACAAAAUUUAAUUUUAUAAUAAACAAUUUUUAUAAAUCAUAAUUUUUAUGUAAAAAGAUUUGAUAUAAUUUAAAUGUUUCUUCUUAACUAAAAUUAAAAAUUUAGUUGUACCCUGCUCUUGUUUAAAGAAUAGAGUAUAAAGAGUAUCUUAUUUAAAUAAAUUUAUUAUCCUUAAUUGUAAAUUUUUAAAAAAUUUUAUUUUUUUUUGAUAAAAAUGAUAUUUUUUAUUUAAAUAGCUUUGAUAUAAAUUCAAUGCGAAAUUCUUUACAAAAAUUCGAAAUUUACUUAUCUCUUGCUUUAUUUUAAAGAAUAGAGUAUAAAUAACAUCUUAUUUAAACAAAAUUAGCACUUUGGUUAAUAAAUUUUCUAAAAUUUUUUUUUUUAUCAAUAAAAAUAAUAAUUUUUGUGUAAAUAGUUUUGAUACCAUUUAAUAGUGGCGUAUUAAUUAAUAAUAAAAUUUUAGUUAUAUCUUGCUUUGUUUUAAAAGAUAAAGAGUAAAUAGCAUUUUAUUAAACGAAUUUAUUAAUCUAAUUCGAUAAAUUUUUGAAAUUUUUUUUUUUUUAAAUUUUAUAUAGAUUUUUUUUUUAUAAAAAAAUUUUAUAAUGAUUUUUUUUUUAAAACAAUUUUCUUAACCCCCCUUUAAAUUGGAACAAAAUUUUUAGUUCCAAUUUAAAGGGGGGGAGUUAGACAUCCUGAAAGAAUGUUCAAAUUUGCAUACAAGCCAGAAGGAAUCCAAGAUGAUGCUGGCAAGUAUAAUGAAUUAUUAACAGAACUUUCUAAAGAGCUUCAAUCUCCAUUACUUCCACUUUUGAUCCCAUCUCAAAAUAACGUCCUUAACGUAGGCAAUGGAAGAGAUAAUUGGAUGAUAAAUCCAACCUCCACUCUCCCAGCUCAUAUGCACCUAUUCACCACUCUUGGAAAAUUCUUCGGUUCUGCAAUCCGUACCAAGCUGAGGCUGAGACUUUCACUCCCUGUUAUUGUAUUUAAGCAUCUUCUAUACGAAAACGUUACAACCGAAGAUUUAAGAGACUUUGAUUUCCCACUCUACAAGUUUUUGCAUAAAUUAAGGAACCUUGAAGCCUAUGGAAUUACUGCGGACAACUUUGGCCAGCAAAUUUCUGAGAAGUUCAUAGUGAAAUAUGGAGAAGAAGUUGUGGAACUUUGUGAAGGCGGAGCCAAUAUUGACGUUACUUUUGAAAAUGCUGCCCACUAUGCUGAUCUAUUAGAGAAGCACAAAUUAUUUGAAAAUCCUAACUGGCCCCCCCAUCCUUGAUCGAACGACUCGCCAUCGUUCGAUCAAGGAUGGGGUUAAAAAAUUUUUUUUUGAGAAAACAAAUUUAUAUAUAAAAUAAAAAAAUACAUAUAUAUUUUUUUAUUUACUUUAAAUAAGAGGGUUAAGAGUAUUUAAUAAUUAUUUUUACAGCAAAAAAUUGAAUUAAUUUCAAAAAAUACCAAUGUUAAUAUUUUGAUUUAUUAGUUACCCUUUUAAACUGUAUAAAUUUUUAUUUGUUCCUUAUUGAAUUAAAAUUUAUUUUUUUUAAUCUCUAUUUUUUAGAUUAUUGAAUUUUUAAGCCUAGGUUGAUGGCUAAAUCACUUCGGAUGGUUGAUUCCGCAGCUUUCUGUCGUCUCAAUGCUCUGAAAACAACUUCAUUAGGUACAUCUUCCUAAGCUUUUGAUAACUAAUAUAUUUUUAUAUAUAUACAAAUUUGCAUGAUAUGAAAAUCGUUCGAUCAAGGAUGGGGGUAAUUUCCCCAAUUUUUAGGAAUUUUUACAGUCAAUCGUUCGAUCAAGGAUAGGGGGGAGUAAAGCUUACGAUUCUAUAAGGAAAGGUGUGGCUGCUGUUGUUCCUAUUGAUAAAUUGAACCUAUUCACAGCUGCUCAACUACGUGAACUCAUAUGCCUGAAUCAAGAAGUCAAAUUAGAAGUCUUAGAAGAAAACACCGUUUACGAAAAUUGCAGAAGAACAGAUCCGCACAUUGAAAACUUCUGGGAAGCAAUUAAAUCAUUAAAAGAAAGUGAGCUUGCCAAAUUUAUUGACUAUAUUGCUAGAAGGUCUAAGAUUACUGAGUGGGAUUGGCCUCUUAAAUUUACAAUAGCCAAGCACAGUAAAUCCGGAGCAGUAAAUACAUUGGUUCCUAUUAUCGACAAUACUAUAUUCAGACUUGAGCUGCCAGCUUAUACAUCUCCAGAAAUCAUGAAAGAGAAGAUCAUAUUUGCGAUUUCCCACAAUAGCAAGUUUGAUUCUUUAGACAUUAAUAUUUAA